CCGGUGUAUUGAUCGAAUUGGCAACAAAAGCGCAAAGAAACAAUGAACGCUGACGACUCGCAAUGCUCCACGCCGGGGUGUCCCAACCUAGCGCAGUCGUACGGCUUGUGCUCGUCCCAUCUAUCCCGAGUGCAGGCUCGCGAUCUGCCGCAGACUUCAUUCAUGGACGCAGGCCAUUCGUCGCUUCGCAGCCCCCCCACGCAACACCAUCGGCAGCAUCAACACCAGUCGUCGCAGCCGUCGUCGACACAUUACGACACGCCCACGUCGGUUCAGAGCGGCUCAGACAACUCGGACGAAGGAGGGGAGCAACCUGACUCGGUGGUGCGUCGCGAGAGGAAUCGCAUCGCCGCACGCAAGUCGCGCCAACGCAAGUUGGACAAGAUCCAGCACCUCGAGAACGAAAAGGGACGGCUGGAAGGCCACCGCAACCGCCUCAUCAACGAGAUCCGCAUGCUCGAGAGUCGCAUGGAGGGAAGUCUUGGCACGACGAAGAAGAUGUUGUCGGACGUCGAGUACGAAGCGCUGCAGAGCGAGCGCGUGCGCGUGAUCGAAGACGUGCACGCCAUGUACAACUCGCGCAACAUCGAGGACUCGACCAAGUACUUCCGGGAAGACUCGAUUGUGUCUGGGCCGCAGAACUCGGUGCAUUUACGCGGCAAGGACGCGAUCGUGCUGGACUUUCUGUGCACGGACGCGCUGUUUGAGAACUUUCAACUGAACCACACGAAAAUCGACAGCGGUGGCCCGCGGUCCCAGCAUUUCCGAGUGUACUGGCUGUUCACAGGCACGAUCAAGGCUACAGGGUCGUGCUCGGGCAAGGAGUUCCAGGACUUGUUCGGGAAGGUAGUGGGCAAGACGCUCACGAUUGAAGGCGUGUCCAACUACUCGUUCAGUGGCGACAAGAUCGUGUACAUUCACCGCACGGCCGACCAAGCCAAGCUCUUGUCGACGCUGGUCAAGUUGUCCAAAGUGUAAUUCCCUUGUAGUAGUAAUGUAGUAUUGCAUAUUUCCGUUACAUAUGAUAAAACAGUACUGUAUUGGGAAGAAAGAAAGAAAUGGAUUGGAA
Molecule: messenger RNA, 1069 nt
Organism: Aphanomyces astaci
Lineage: Eukaryota; Oomycota; Saprolegniomycetes; Saprolegniales; Verrucalvaceae
Exons: 1
Coding region: 43-978 (311 amino acids)
Biological process (GO): regulation of transcription by RNA polymerase II
Cellular component (GO): nucleus
Molecular function (GO): RNA polymerase II cis-regulatory region sequence-specific DNA binding; DNA-binding transcription factor activity, RNA polymerase II-specific
Source: RefSeq, a predicted model, not a curated record